Molecule: messenger RNA, 4105 nt
Organism: Periophthalmus magnuspinnatus
Lineage: Eukaryota; Metazoa; Chordata; Actinopteri; Gobiiformes; Gobiidae
Gene: kirrel1a
Product: kirre like nephrin family adhesion molecule 1a
Exons: 15
Coding region: 251-2722 (823 amino acids)
Biological process (GO): cell-cell adhesion
Cellular component (GO): cell-cell junction
Molecular function (GO): cell adhesion molecule binding
Source: RefSeq, a predicted model, not a curated record
AGAGGAGCAGAGUGGAGCGUCCAGUCGCCGAGGAGCAGCAGAGAAGAGCGGGAGGAGAGCGCUGCAAAAGCCCGUGAAAUGCUCCAAAACGCCCGCUCCCAAAUGAACCCACGCUAGGACGCAGACGAGGACGCACGCGAGGAAUACUCACCCCAAUCUAGUCUUUUAUCACCGUCUUUAAAACUGCGCGGGUUUGAUGCUGUCCUCACGGAGAUUUGAGCCAAUAACGGACUUUUGGGUCGGCUGAACCAUGCUGAGGCUGCUGCUCCUGACCCUGCUAAGUUUUCAAAUAGUGUGGACAGCGAGGUUCUCCCAGGAGCCGGCAGACCAGUCGGUGGUGCGGGGCCAGAGGGUGCUGCUCUCUUGUGUAGUCUUCAACUACUCGGGCAUCGUUCAGUGGACUAAAGAUGGACUGGCCCUGGGCAUCGGAGAGGACCUGCAGGCAUGGCCCAGAUACCGGGUGCUCCGUGUGCAGGAGCUUGGUCAGUACAACCUGGAGAUCCUGUCUGCAGACCUAUCUGACGACGCCCAGUAUGAGUGCCAAGCCCCCGACGCUGCCUUGAGGUCCAGACGAGCCAAACUCACCCUCCUCAUCCCCCCAGAUGACCCGGUCAUAGACGGUGGCCCCGAAGUGCUGCUGAACGCUGGGGAGUCGUACAACCUGAGCUGUGUGUCCCGAGGGGCCAAACCUGCCUCUGUCAUCGAGUGGCUGAAGGACGGCCUGCCAACAGAGGGCGCUGUCAGUGUCACGGAGGUGCUUCCGGACAGAAAAAGGGUAACUACGCGGAGCUACCUGCCUGUCCAUCCGGUGGAUACUGACACUGGGAGGAACUUCAGCUGUGUGACCACCAACCAAGCCGUGCCCACAGGCAAAAGCACAACUGUCACACUCAACGUGCACCAUCCUCCCACAGUGACCUUGUCCAUAGAGCCCCGGUCGGUUUUGGAGGGGGACCGCGUCACCUUUACCUGCCAAGCCCACGCCAACCCUCCCAUCAUGGGCUACAGAUGGGCGAAGGGCGGUGUAGUGCUACAGGGGGCACGGGAGAGCGUCUUCACCACUAAAGCUGACCACUCCUUCUUCACUGAGCCUGUGUCCUGUCUGGUGUUCAAUGCUGUGGGCAAGACCAACGUCAGCAUCCUGGUCGACGUGCACUUUGGUCCGAUCCUGCUAGUCGAGCCUCAGCCCAAGACAGUGGACGUGGACUCAGACGUGACCCUCAACUGUAAAUGGGCCGGCAACCCUCCUCUCACCCUCACCUGGUUUAAGAAGGGCUCCAACAUGGUGCUGAGUAACAGUAACCAGCUAUACCUGAAGUCUGUUAGCCAGGCGGACGCAGGCCAGUACGUGUGCAAAGCCAUUGUGCCCAGGAUUGGCGUGGGAGAGACAGAGGUCACGCUCACAGUCAAUGGCCCUCCCAUCAUCUCCAGUGACCCGGUACAGUAUGCGGUCAGGGGCGAGAGAGGGGAGGUGAAAUGCUACAUCGCCAGCACUCCUCCUCCGGACAAAAUUGUGUGGGCGUGGAAAGAGAACGUGUGGGAGAAGGAGAGGGGCACCCUGCUGGAGCGCUACACUGUGGAGCAGAGCCGCCCCAGCCCAGAGGGGGGUGGUGUGCUCUCCACCCUGACUAUCAACAAUGUCAUGGAGUCCGACUUCCAGUCCACCUAUAACUGUACCGCCUGGAACGCCUUUGGACCCGGGACCAUGAUCAUCACGCUGGAGGAGACAGAGGAGGUCCCAGUGGGCAUCAUCGCUGGGGGCACUGUAGGCUCCACCAUCCUGCUCUUCAUCUUUUUACUGGUGCUGGUGCUCAUCUUCUACAGGCAGCGCAAAGGCAGUCGCCGCGGGGUAACGCUGGGGAAACCUGACAUUAAGGUGGAGACCAUAAACAAGGAGAGCCACAGCCUGGAGGAGGACUCUGGGAGCGUGUCCACUGCAUCGCGCAUGGUCAAGGCUAUGUACUCGUUUCUGCCCUCUGUGUCCUUCUCUCCCUCCAACCAGCCGUUCAAAGACGACAUGGAGCUGAAGACUGAGCUGCGCAGUGACACGCUGGACACACGCCAGGAGUACGACCUCAAGGACCCCACCAACGGAUACUACAACGUGCGAGCGUCCACUCAUGACGAGGGCCGGCCCGCGUCCCGCUCCACUGUGCACUACUCUGACUACCGCUCCCCGACAGGCACACCAGGGGGUGCUGCCUCCAUCAGCAGCAGUGCAGGGGGCUCAGGAGCCACGGCCAGCGGAGGGGCCCCAGGACCCCUCACUUCCCCGGGACGUCCCCAGCCCUGCUAUGACCCCCGCCCCCCCUCCAGGCUGUCUCACAUUAGCUAUGCCCAGUUCAACACCUUCACCCGCGGGGGUCAGAGCCAGCAGGGCCCCUCCAACCCUGGGCCCUCGGCCGCAGACUUCCCUCCCGACUGCAGCCUAUUGGACUCCACCUCACAACUGGCCUACGACAACUAUGGAUACCCGUCCCACUACCAGCCCUACCGGAUGGGGUUUGCCCCAUCCAGCCUGGCCCCUCUGGAGGCCGGCCCCUCCUAUGAGAUGUAUGGAGUGGGCACGCCCGCAGUGAGCGUGUCCCCCGGGGCACCUGCUCCAUCAGGCCCUGACACUGGACUGGGCAAAUACGGCAGCUCCACACGCUUCUCCUACACCUCCCAGCACUCCGACUACUCCCAUAGCCGCCACACGCAGAGGAUGCAGACGCACGUGUGAGGCCAGCAGGGGGCAUCAGCACACAUCACCACACACAUACACCACAUCCACAGUGUUACAUACAGAGCCAUGCACAGACUGAGCAGGAGGACACAGAGACAUGACUUAUGAGACAGGGAGGGACAAAGUCACUCCCAGUGUAAAUGUGAGCUCUGCAGAGCGGACAGCGCGUCACAAUCAGGACGGAGCAGAGGGACCCGAGGCCCCUGUGUGAGGGGCCAUUGUACAUGAAGAGAACUGUCAGUAUGGUACAUACAGAUCUGGAGAAACCUCAACAGUCCACGUCACGUCUGGCCACCAUUUUAAGUUAGUUUGGGGUGUCUGACGUAGAGCACAUACCAGAGUCCAGAGGCUGUGUGCCCGUGGACCAUGAGGGGGGAGGGAGGGCGGGGUCAUCUUUUGCACUGCAUUGACAGUAUUCAUGCUUAGGCGUCCCGUAUAUCUGUGUAAUGUCUUUUUAUUUGCACACAAGAUUAGAGCUUUGUAUUCUAUUUUUAACAUUACAAAUUAUUUUUAUCAAUGUAAACAUUUAUGUGUGUCUGGACCAAAAGUGGAGGUAGUGCACUUAUAGGCCUGGCCUGUAGUUCACUGAGUGGUGCCAACAGCCACCUGCAGGUGGCGCUUUACCCCGAGGCUUUGAGUGUCCACAGAACCUAGUGCCAAGAGUCCAUGUAGUUUCACCUCAGACGUGUGUAUAUGCAGUAGACUCCUUGUAUGGCCCUGUUACCACGGUUACCAGGCGCUGUGGGGCCUUGAUCAUUCAUCCCAGCCUGGUGCAGAGGACACAGAGGCCUUAGGAGACAUGACCAUGAGCCAUUCUCAUCGUCUGUGUGGGGCCAGAGUGCACCGGAGGUUCAAUGAAGGCUGUCACUAUAUUGACCUGUGUGAGUGUGUGUUAGAGAGAGAGAGAGAAUGCGUGUGUGUCUGUGUGGGGCAGCUCACUCGCCCCUCUGUACAGCCUAUACUGUCAUAGACAUUUGUAUGCAGCACACUGUACUGUUUCUUUGAGAAUGUUCAGUGUGCUGCAUGUGUGAGUGUGAGCGUGCACAUGAACGUGCAUGUGAGCGUGCAUGUGAGCGUGCACGUGAGUGUGUACGUGUGUGCAGCUUCAGUAUACUGUCAUAUCAUUUGUCACUCCUGUUCUAUACUUUUAUAAUACCUCUGGUAGGAUGUAUCCUGUAUUAUUGUGUCUUUGAAUUUAGAACGACUCUAAUGCUUAUCUUAUCGUACUGUUCUUCGUAGCAGAGAAACUGUUCAAAAGAUGUACAACAAGCGUUAUCAAACUCUCAUUUUUUAUUUCAUUAUCUUCAAUAUUUUUUAAAAAUGGUAUGUAAUUAUUUUUCCACAGUAUUACAUAAAUAAAAGCACUGUUUUUUUAUUAAA